Molecule: messenger RNA, 3332 nt
Organism: Salvelinus sp. IW2-2015
Lineage: Eukaryota; Metazoa; Chordata; Actinopteri; Salmoniformes; Salmonidae
Product: zinc finger protein DPF3
Cellular component (GO): nucleus
Source: RefSeq, a predicted model, not a curated record
GGCCAACGAUUUUACCCCGAGCCCUGAUUGGUUGCUUUUGCGUAGGUUUCCCUCAGAACUGCAAGACUGAUAUUGCGUUACAGUGUAGCAAAAUGGCGGCUGUCAUUCAGAACCCACUAAAAGCGUUGGGUGACCAGUUCUACAAAGAGGCCAUUGAGCAGUGCCGCAGCUACAAUGCCCGCCUGUGUGCCGAGCGCAGCGUGCGCCUGCCCUUCCUGGACUCCCAGACCGGUGUGGCACAGAACAACUGCUACAUCUGGAUGGAGCGCCACCAUCGCAGCCCUGGGGUGGCUGCAGGUCAGAUGUAUACAUACCCUGCCCGCUGCUGGAGGAAGAAGAGACGGCUGCACACCUCCAUGGACUCUCGUCUACGCCUCUGUGGCCUACAGCUAGAUGGAGGACUCACAGGCAAGGAUACGCUUCCCACACAGGACACCACACUGGAGGCUCUUCUCAGAGGGGAGGGCCUAGACCAGAGGAACAACUCUAAGGAUGAGGAGAGUCUCCUAGAAAUCCAGAGGGUGUUGGAGGCGGACGCAGCUGAAGGUGCAUACCAUGACGAUGAGGACUAUGAAGUGGACCCCCCCAAAAAAAGACACAGAGGAAAAGGCAGAGGUCGGGGUUCAGGCCGCAGGAGGACAGAGAUGGAUGACCAGGACAAGCCAUACGGCUGUGACAUCUGUGGGAAGCGCUACAAAAACCGUACAGGGCUGAGUUACCACUACACCCAUUCCCACCUGGCAGAGGAGAAGGGGUCCGAGUCCUCCCGGUCACCCUCCACACAACGCUCUGACAGACACAAACGUCAGAAGGGCCCAGGUGGGUCUGCCAGUACCAAUAACUACUGUAACUUGUGCCGGUGUACACCAGGCUCCAACAGGGGUAAAUCUGGGGAGAGGGUACCCUGCUCAGUCUGCCGGUGCUCCACUGGACGCCCAGAAGAGAAGGAGGACAGCAGGCCGUUUGCCAGGGCAGAGGAACUAUUUGGCACCACCUCAGAGAGCGACACAUCCACGUUUCACGGCUUUGAGGAUGAUGAGCUUGAAGAGCCCUCGUCAAACGGCAAGGGGACAUCCAACCGAUACAGAUAGAGAAGAACUUACUAGGUUUAAAUACUAUUUUUAAUAUGGAUAACCUCUAGCAAAAGUCUGCUGCUUCAUUUUAAAUGUUUUUUUGUUGUUGUGGAAAGCACAAGUGAUUAUUUCAGGAGCGAAAUGCAAGAAGUGUUAUUUUAUUAUCUACUGAACCUUGUUUAAUAAUUUAUGAACAUGUUUUUUAUAUUAACUUUGAAAGCAACAAGAAACGGUGUUUCUUGACAAGUGACUUGCUCUUCAUGUGAAACUGAAGGAAGAAUCACUUCUUGGAUUUUUUUCCCCCUGGAACAGAAAAGGCAAUUAUGUUAUAAACAAACACUGGAACGUGGAUAUCAUUGUAUUGCUCUUUUUGGGAUGAUUUGCCAGAGAAAAUGAAAUUCAAUAAUUUAUCUGAAAUUAAAUAACUUAAAUGAUAAACUUGAGUUUGGAUGCGGAAUGAAUGUCAACACCAACCCAUCCCUCGGCUUGUUGAUGUCACUGGAAUCACCAGGCAGUUUGGAAAGAGGAGCUUUUAGAUGACACCUCCACUGCUUCAUUCUCUGGAUUAUAAUAAUGUGGCAAUGAAGGAGUGAAGUGAAGGAUUGACGUGUGUGGAUGAAGCAGAGAGCUAUGAAGACAUAACAGAAGCAGGGCAUGGCUAGCUGAAAGGCGUACCGUGGAAUGAAGAUCCAGAGGGCUGUGAAGCCAGUGAGGGGUGAGGUUCAGGACGCUCAACACUGGGCCUCUACACACCCCUCCACUGGACUCAAAAAAUCUAUCUGGCUGACAGUCAGACACCAUACAGCCAUCCAGCCAGCCUGCCAGCGACCCCAUACUCUCUGACUCAGACAUUUUCUCUUUUUGAAUUUCCACCCUGAGAAUAUGUAUUGAUUAUCCCAGAAGGAACGUAGAAAACGAGUGGCUCCACAUACAGUGAGUCUCUCCUGCACUGCAAUGCACUGUGCUGUACGGUACCUUUCCUGUAUAAGGAAAGGUCAGGGCUGUGGGUUCUGUGCCCACAGAGUGUGUUUGGACCAUGUGUGUUGCUACUCUACGGCUGUGUCCACCAUGCCCAUGGGAUCCAAUGUGACACUGAGACGUCAUUAACUUCAUCACUGUGCCAGCCUGUGACCCAGUUGGGAACCAGCUCUGACAGCCAUAGUGACCCAGUGACCUGAUUGAACCACUCUGACCUCUAACUUCUGACCCCUGCCAUAGCGACGGUGCUGAACUCCGUCACUAAUACAACAAAACCUCUAGACUACUUAGACAUGCUCUUUUCUCCUCUCUCUUCUCUUGCUCUCUUUAAUGUCAAACUAAUGUAGAGUUUGCUUUAAUCCCAUCCAUCCUCGUGUUUCAGAAUUGUGCUAUAUUCCUUUGUUUUGAACAGAAUAUUGACAGAUUGGGUUCUUAGUGUCAUUUAAGUGUAUCUGCUGAUUAUUCUGAUGUCUUCUGUUUGUUCUGGCUUUGUUGAUAUGUCUUUCUACAAUACCUACUAUUACUACUACAGUACUACUACUCAGGCAUAUGAUUUGUACUGCUGUUGAUUGUUCUUGUGUCUGCAUAAUGAUGCAGUCAGUAUCAGGCCACUCUCCCCUGCCUGCCUCAUGAUGUAUUCCAUUGGUCAAAAGGAUAGAAAUACCUGAUGAGGGUGUUGACAAGGAAUCAGAAAGGGCAAUAAAAUAAAAUGGAUGGCGCAUAGUUUAGUCAUCACACUAACACAUGUCUAUUUAGCCCAGCUUUAACAAACCAUUGCAAUAACAAAACAUUCUGAACUGUGCCCAACUGAGUUCUUGGGCACAUUACUCCAAUUUCUCUCCUUCCUCUGAUUCCUCAAACACUUUUGUCCAGAAUCACUUUUAGGUAACUGCCAAAAUAAAGGAAACACUUCAGUAAAUGAGGGAUACAAAGUAUAUUGAAAGCAGGUGCUUCCACACAGGUCUGGUUCCUGAGUUAAUUAAGCAAUUAAAACGUCCCAUCAUGCAUAGGGUGAUGUAUAAAAAUGCCCAGUUGCCCAUUAGUUUUUUGCUACCAUGGCUAGAAGAUGUGAUUUUGAAAGAGGGGUCUCAAAAGAGCAUAGCUAGGGGGUUAAUAGUGCUUGGGUGUGUGUGCAUGCUUGCACUUUUUAAUAGAUGGGGAUAAGCAAUUGAACACUUAUUGGAGGUUCUGGAGUGGCACCUGUGACAGCGUUUUCCACCACCAUCAAUAAAACACCAAAUGAUAGAAUUUCUCAUGGAAGAAUGGUGUUGCAUCCCUCCA